Anguilla anguilla (European eel) is the source of this 2689-nucleotide messenger RNA. Its product is annotated as CCN family member 1. NCBI's taxonomy places the organism in Eukaryota, Metazoa, Chordata, Actinopteri, Anguilliformes, Anguillidae. Gene Ontology annotation, biological process: signal transduction. Gene Ontology annotation, molecular function: protein binding. The record is from RefSeq and is a predicted model, not a curated record. The transcript has 5 exons. Gene Ontology annotation, cellular component: extracellular region. The coding region runs from base 281 to 1396 and encodes 371 amino acids.
AGCAAGUGUUAGGCGCGAAGGCAGUACCAGAGGGAAUUUCAGACAUAACUGUAACAGUUCUACGCAACCUUGAAAGUACUGUAACUAGUUCGUCAUCUGUAAAAAUAGCCAUCAUGUAUUUUGUUCUCUAGGCUACAUUCCCAUAUUUUCCAGAACAGACGUUUAGUAAAAACAUACCACGACUGUUACUGAAUAGUUAAAUUACAGAAAAGACAGACGUCUAAACGAACGUAUUUUGUUAUUUUUAAUAUAGGUGAAUUUUUUUUUAUAAGCAAGCAAGAUGGACAAAUUCAUUUUCUGGGCUGUUUUUACCAUGGCAACCGUUGGUUCAGCGCGCUCGAGUUGCCCUACGGUGUGCACGUGCCCCGCAGCGCCCGUGGGCUGCCCCCCCGGGGUGAGCGCCGUGCCGGACGGGUGCGGCUGCUGCAAGGUGUGCGCCGCCCAGCUGAACGAGGACUGCGACGCCGCUCGCCCCUGCGACCACCACAAGGGGCUGCAGUGUAACCACGGAAACGACGUGGCCCGCACCAGGGGCGUGUGCAGAGCGAGGCUGGAGGGCCGUAGUUGUGAGUACAGCGGGAGAAUGUUCCAGAACGGCGAGAGUUUCCCCGCCGGCUGCAAACACCUGUGCACCUGCGUCGACGGAGCCGUGGGCUGCCAGCCUCUCUGCCCCGUGCAGGUGCCCCUGGCCACGCCCUCCUGCCCCGCCCCCCGCCUCGCCAAGGUGCCGGGGCAGUGCUGCCCCAGGGUGCACUGCCACAAGGGGGCGCCGGCGCCGUCUCCCACACGCCCGCGCGCGAGUCCGUUUGCGUUCCCCUACCCCUACAAACCCCACAAGAGCCUCAGCAACGAGCUCCUGGAGGCGGGAAAGAAGUGGGAUAAGAUGAGCCGGUACAAGCACCUGGCAGCGUGGAGGCAGGUCGGGGUUCAGUGCGUCGUCCAGACGACCAGCUGGUCUCCCUGCUCGCGCAGCUGCGGGAUGGGCGUGUCCUCGCGCGUCUCCAACGACAACGGCCAGUGCAAGCUGACCAAAGAGACGCGGCUGUGCAACAUACGACCGUGCAGCUCCCUGCAGCCCCUCCCCCUCAAGAAAGGGAAGAAGUGCUCCCGCAUGCACAAGGCCCCGGAGCCGCUGCGCCUGUCCCACGCCGGUUGCCGUAGCGCCCGGCUGUACCGGCCCAGCUACUGCGGGGUGUGCGUGGACGGGCGCUGCUGCUCCCCCCGGCGCACCCGCACCGUCGCCGUGACGUUCGGUUGCCCCGGCGGCGAGCGCUUCCGGAAGGCCGUCAUGUUCGUGCGGUCCUGCCGGUGCGGGGGCGAGUGCUCGCACCUCAACGAGGCGGCGCUGCCCCCCCAGCGCUGGCUCCACGGGGACACGCACAAGUUCGCCGACUAAAGCCCUCCCCCAACCCCCUCUACAACCCAGCAAACCCCCACCCCCCUUCCUCAAGUCACCCGUCUAGAUUUGGGCCUGUCUCUCCAGAGUGGACCCCAUGGGAGGUUCGAUUCGGAGAGGAGAAGGGAGUGGACCAGCCGUUGGCCUAGAACAGAUCCGACUCGUGAAAGGCGUGGAUUCUGAAAAAGUUGUUUAGACGGGAAUGGGCUUCCUCAGUCCGUAUGGACACACAGUCUAUGAGCUGCACUGCUUUCAUUACCCUCCUUGCGCCUCCCCCCCGCCCCUCCCUCCCCCCCCCCCACAGUUGGGACGGUUACGGUUGCAGGUGGACUGACUGAAUCUCUCAGUUUAUGGAGAAGCACAAAACAAAGACUCCAAACAGACAGCAGUUUGGGGAACACAACAAGAAAAAAUGGCGCGUUUGGCAAGAGAAUUGCAUCAGUUGGAAAGUGACCCAAAUAUCUGGCCUGAAAAGAUGAAGACUGUUAUUUUUUUGGUGUUAACAGGAUACCUUACGGUACUGAAGGAGGCUGCACAGGCCUGGAAGCGGACAGUAUUUGAACAGAGACGAAAGGCCAAAGGGCGCCUUGCGUUCACCUUUCUUUGGACCUUCGGUUGCUUUAUUUACGGCACUGUAUUUAUUGGUGAAACUUUUUAAGGGCCUGCCAGCGAGCUCCUGAGCUGGGGACUCUGUGGACGCGGGAGCGUUUGGAAACGCUGGAGGCAAUGCCCGGGUCCCUCCCAGAGGCCGGGAGGAUCGCUUUACUGCGGCACCAUAAUGCACUGCAGCACUGGGACCGGCUUCCACAGAUCUCACCAGUUAUAAUCUCCAGAGUUUAGAAGAGGCAAGACUGAACAGCACAGUUGGACAAGAGGGACUCAAUGGGGAUUCCCAUUAGAAAUCUGGUCUGGGGGGCGGGGGGGGGGGGGGGGGGGGGGGUUGCGACAUUAACUCACUGGCGCUGAAUCCAACCGCAGUCACGCCAUCGAGGGCUGGAGGAGAACGGGGGGAAAACCCGCCGAAGCUGACUCAUCAGGCUGGAAUUAAAGUAAACGUGUAAUUUGGGACCGACUUGUCGGGUCCGUUCCGGACUCGAUCCAGCCUGUAAUCGAGAAAACCGCUCGGCAGGAACGCGCACGCGAGGUGACCGCACCUCCUCACGCGUUCGUUUUGUGUUUCUGCUCUUCGGUUCAUCGCCCAAACGCGGGAGCGCCCCGGGGAACAGUCGGGCGUUAGCGUUAGCGACUGGGCGGGCGAGGGCGGCCGGUCUCCGCGCUGGGAAGCGGGGUGGU